Cygnus olor (mute swan) is the source of this 6772-nucleotide messenger RNA. It is a transcript of the gene ATOSB, whose product is annotated as family with sequence similarity 214 member B. NCBI's taxonomy places the organism in Eukaryota, Metazoa, Chordata, Aves, Anseriformes, Anatidae. The transcript has 12 exons. Bases 4104 to 5927 code for a protein of 607 amino acids. The record is from RefSeq and is a predicted model, not a curated record.
GCUUGCAGCUGGCUCCAGGUACCUCCUGUCCUGCCUGGUUUUACCCUUGGCUGGGAGAGAUGGAGAUCAACAGGCGCCAGCAUCCUCCAGAGACACCCAGGAGCCCUGGCCCUGUGUCGUGUCCAUCACCUGCUGAGCCUGUUGGAGGUGAGGAGGGGAAGGGAAGGGCAGGCAGGCUGCUGAGUUGUGCCUGCUUGCAGGAGGCUCCAGCUGGGGCAGGAGGUGGUGGUGUCCCUCCCUGCCACGGGUGACAGCUCCCUCCUGCUGGCCAGCUUCUCAGCCCUCGAGCUCAGUCUCUGCAGAUUAACCUUUUGCCCCAUUCCUCCUGCAGGGCUUCCUCCUGCCUGGGAGGUUUUGGGCUCCAGGCAGGUUGGGGUGAGUGAAGAUGAGGCUGUGGAGGUGAUGAGGGGCUGGAGGACAGGAGGGGAGCAGUCAGAGCAGCAGGUCUGUGCAGCCUGGGAGAGGGAAAGGGGUGUCACCGCUGUCGGCAGCUGCCUGGUGGGGCUUUGGAGAGAAGCCAGAGACGGGCUCUCCUGGGAAGUGCCCAGGAACAGGAUAAGAGGCAGCGGCACAAGAUGCAUCAAGGGAAAUUCCAAUUAGAUAUUAGGAAAAAUAUUUCGCCACAAGGGCAGUUGAACUCUGGAGCAGGGCCCAGAGAAGGGGGAGCAAUCUCCAAAUUCGGAGAGCCUCAGCCCUCGGCAGGGACAGGCCCCGAGUGACUUGCUUGAGGUUGGCCCUGGUCCAAGCAGGAUUGGACCAUGAGAUCCCUUCCUACCUGCAUCGCUGCCUGGUCCUGCAGCCCUCGGGGCACCUAGCAGUGUAACAGCUCACGGUCUGUUGGGCUGACGUGGUUGUAGGUGCACAGAGGGCUUGGAGGUUUGUUUGUCCAUCCCCUGGCCGUGGCACAGCAAACACCAGCCCUUCUCCUGGCUUGGUUCACUUCAGCCAUGCGGUACCUGCAGUGCUGGGAACAGAGGUGCUGCAGCAUUGCCCAGCUCAUUGCUUUACCCCUACCUAUCCCAGCUGGAGCACCCUUCUCCCCAGAGCACCAUGCUAUUCCCUCCCUGCUCAAGCAUUAAAGGCCAAUCUCUGAUACCACAGCAGUAAAGCACAGGGUGAUAAACCACCCACCCUUUUCCUCUGGGAGCAUGGAGCUGUGGUCUGCAGGGGGAUGCUCGUGCUUUCGGGGCCUGGAGUGGAUGCCAGCCCCCAGCUCCACAGCUGGAGGGGCUCCGGGGUUAUCUUCCCCGUGGUGCCUGUCCCAGGCCCAGAGACGGUGACAACUGGAGGGGGAAGUCACCAGUAGUCCUUUUAAAGGCUCCAGCUGCCUGACCAUCCCAAGCAGAUAGGGAGCAGAUGGAGGCUGAGAUGAGCCCAAAGGACUGUCUGGAAAGAAUUACUUGCUCCCAGUAUUUUCUGUUUCUUUGCCAGCCUUUUAUUCUCAUGGCUGCUCUUUUCCUGAUCCUGUCCUUCUGCGAGGCUGGCUGCUGGCAGCUUCAUCAGCCUUGUCUCCAGAAACAGCUUCGCUCUGAGAUUUAUUGAGUCUCCUAGCUUUGACCCUGGUGUCUGAUGCUCCAGAAGCCUGAGUCCCGCGUGCAAGUGCCAAAAGGGUUUUUAGUGCUUUCCCUGUCCUGUCUGCAAGAGUAACAGAGCAAAGGGGGCUGCGUGUAGCGUGGGCAGAGCUGACCUGCAGCAACAGCUACAUGUGCCUCCCCAUCUGGCAGAGGAUGCCCCUGGCAUUUAGGCUCCCCAGACACUUUCAUGUGGGUUUUCAAGGUCUAGGACAUUCCCAUGAGCCCGUGUUUGUCCCCAGCUCCCUUCUUAAGUUGCUCAUCUCAGCCUUUCCCUUGGGCUCGUUGCUGCUGGGCUGUGACUCAGUGCGAGCGCUGCGCGCUCCCUUCCCCUGGCCGCCUCUCCGUGCCAUCCGCUUGUUGCUCAACCCUGCUCUGGGUCCUGUUGCGUUACUUGGAUGUCCCUGUUACAACACUCAUGCAUCGAGAGCAGUGGCGUCCGCUGAUCUGAGCCAACAGGCCCCUGAAAUCUCUUCCCAGCUGCGUGGGUAAGUCACUGCGUGGCCGGGGACUCGCUGGUGCCUGGUGGUCCGUGGAGAGCUCUCGGCUCCUUCGUGGGCUCCCUAUGAACAUCAUAUAUGGGGGGAUGUCUGUGUCCCCUGUGACAUAGCUGCCACCAGGGUUGGUGUUUUGGACCUGCUGGUGAUGGUUAAGCUGCUCUCUGAGAUCUCUGAGCUGUAGCAGCACAGCAAGCCACAGACUGCAGCAGCAGCAAGCAGAGCUUGCUUAGGGGGGUCUUCGUGUUGUAGGGACAGAUGUGGGAACUCAUGUCUUGUGCAGGAGGCUUGUCUGACGUGGCUGUAUCUUGAACCCAUCCCUGUCUGCUGUCACCCCAGUGAUGAUGCAGGAUGCUGAUAUGCAGGCGCCCCAGUGCUGUGUGGUCCCUGCAGGCUGCACCUGCCAGUGUGCUGGUGCUAGCCCCUGGGUAGGUCCUCUGCCACCAAAACAUGGGCCUUGGCAUCCGCAAUGCUGCCAUCUCCAUCCAACACCUCCAUCCCGAGACCAUCCCCACUGCAUGCAGCUGCAGGAUGCACUGGAGGUUUGGGGCUGUGGACCAAGGGGCUUGGGGGUUCCAUGGGGUGAAGCAGGAGUUGGUGCUGCCCCACUGGCUUGAGUAUGCCUGGAAGCAGGCAUCCCAGGCCCUCUUGUUGUGCUUCAAAGAGGCUUGUGAACUCGUGUGUUUGCUUGGGCAAAAGUGGGAGUGUUCAGAUGACAACUGCGGCACCCUUUUCCUAAUGCCAGCAGAGAGUUUCUCUCUUAUCUUUAGUGCUUGCUAGAAGAAGAGAUUUUUGCCUUUCCCUGACAAGACACAGGACGUUGAAUUCAUGGUGGAAAUGCCCCUUCCUCGCAGCAGCCCUCCUGGACGCAUUCAGUUCUUUACAGUCAAACACCUCCAAAGCCUCACCCCGAACUUAUUCCCAGCUUGUGUCACUGCGCUGGCCUUCACAGCCUUGAGACUUCCUAAAUCGCAGCUGGAAAGGGACGAGUUAGGUGGGGGUGCAGGUGGUAUCUCCUCCUCCUGUGCCACGUAGACGUCUAGCACGGGGAGUGGAAGAGAUGCUGGAUGUCCCUGCAGCUGCUGCCGCCUUAUCUGCAGGCUGCAGCUUCGUGACGCCGAGCCGGGUGCCGGUGCCCAAGCACCUCCCUUGGAGGGCUCUUACAGUAAAAGGAAGUGUAUCGCAAGAGGGGUUGCGGCGAGCAGGGACGCUUCCCACGGGGUCAGCGCUGCGUGCACAAUCCUUUCUGCCCUCCUCACCGCAGGCACUUCACCUGCUCCAUCUUCCAAUCUGUAGCUUUGACACCUGUGCCCAGAGUUGCUCUGGGUAAUGCAGCAUCUCUGUGACUUUCUGCAACGUGGUGAGCAGCAGGGCAGCUUGCAAAGCCUCAGCCCCCAGCCCCAGAGCACCCUGCCAGGGGCUCACGCAGCACCGAGGAGCCCUCUCAGGUCAUGCUGCCCUGCGAAAGGGAGCGGACAGGAUGGGAGUUAACAUGGCCAGGCGUGCCGUGGAAGUCAUGGUGCAGAUCUGCCCCAGGAUGGAGGAGGGAAGCAGCUACCUGUGGCAUCAAAGCAGCAGUGCUGGUGGAUCGUGACCACAACAGAGCUGUGUUGCAUCUGCAAAUCUACUUCACACAUCAAGGGUGCCUCUGAGCAGAGCUACUGUGGAGACUGAAGAGCUGGAGAGGACGGCGCAGAGGUUCGGAGGCACACCGUGAUGGUGGGAGCCAUUCCACGGCAGCCACGCCGCUUCUGGGGGGUGCCUGGCUGGCAGGUGUCUUCAGCGAGCUGUGCCAACGACAGCCCACGGCGGGACGGGGAGGUUGAUCCGGAGCACGGUGGGGUUCUGCUGCAGAGGGAUGCUGCGCUGCAGCACACCCCGUAACGGGGGGCUCACUUGGACGUCCUGAGGGAGAGGGUCCAGCUCCUGCCUCUGCCCUCCCACCAUCACCUGUGGCACUUUACAGUCCCCCUCCUGCUGCUGCAUGGGCUGUCCUGGCUCCAGCUCCUUGUGGGGCCCAGCCAAGUGAGGCUCCAUGCGGCACAUCCACGCGGAGACGUCCCUGCCCCCGGAGCCCAGCGCAGACUCCGGCCUGCCCCGACCCAGCGGAGAGGCGGCCUUGGAGCCUUCCUCGCAGCGCUGCACCCACCGCGGCAUCCUCAUGGGCUACAACGAGACGGAGAUCAAGCGCCAGAAGGUUUACCAGGUCUCCAUCUUCUCCCAUCUCUCCAGCUCCAACGAGAGCACGGAGCAGCGGGCAGGCAGCCGGCCGGCUGUCAAGAGGGGCUACCCCGAGCAGCGAACUCCGGAGGGGGUGCGGGAUCCCAAACGAACUCACUGGGGUGGCGGGGGGGUGGACGGCAAGUGCGACAGGGGCCCCGGGCCGGCUGCCCUGGAGGAUGACGAUACCUUCGAGGACGGUCUGCUGGUGGAGGAGCUCUCCCUGUGCGGCUCUGCCCAGCACUUCUCCCAUAGCGGGCUGCGGGUGGUGGAGCACCGGUGCGAGGGCAGCCCCGGCCGCAGCCCCAAGGCCAGCAGAGAGGACAAGCCGCAGGAUGCCUCCUCCUCCUCCAGGCCUCAGCACAUCGCUUGCAGUACUUUGCACACGAGAGAUGGUUGUCCCGUCCCGCCGGGGGAUCAGCCCGCGGACUGCGGGGAGAACGGGGAGCGGGCGAGUGGCCACAACCUACUUGACUUUGAUUUGCACAAUAUUGCACAAACGUCCCAGCUGGACUCUGGUGGGAGGAGAGAAAAGCCAGGGAGCAGCCCUGCUCAGAGCAGCAGGGCUAGCGGAGGAGAGGAAUGGCCAGUGGCGGCCAACGGGUGCAAGGAGCCCCCGGCUCCGCAGACAGUGCUCAGCCCCGAGCCUGGCAGCCUGAGCUCCCUGGAGAAGACGCCUUGCGGGAGCAGCCGGGUCAGCGGCAGCAGCUGCCCGGCCAAAAGGAAGCUGCUGCCCGCUGGUGAGGUUGUGGCCGACUCCUGCUCCGAGGACGAGAGCCUGUCCUCACCGGCGAGGAAGAAGAGGGCCCUGCCGUGCCACCCGGUGCCCACAGCCUGCCGCAGCACCGACGCCAAGGGGGCCCCUUUCUGGAAUCACCUGCUCCCUGCCGCCAAGAGCUCUGCAGAUUGCACUGCGGUCGGGAGGAGGCUGAAGAGCGGGCUGCGCCUCAAAUCGCGACAUCUCCGGAGCAGCCUCCGGAGGGGAACCCGCUCCUCUGCAGCACCCUGGGCCACCACCACCGUCAGCCAUGCUCUGCUGGGCAACUUUGAGGAGUCCAUCCUGAAGGGGCGCUUUGCACCGUCAGGACGCAUCGAGGGGUUCACAGCAGAGAUUGGUGCCAGCGGCUCCUACUGCCCCCAGCAUGCCACUCUGCCUGUGGACGUCACCUACUUUGACAUCUCUGAACACAGCGCGCCCUCACCUUUCCUGGGAGUGAUUGACUUGGAGGCCUUGGGAAAGAAGGGUUACAGUGUCCCCAAAGCUGGAACCAUCCAAGUGACCUUAUUUAACCCCAACAAGACUGUGGUGAAGAUGUUCUUGGUGACGUACGACUUCCAGGACAUGCCGGCCAACCACAUGACCUUCCUGCGCCACCGCAUCUUCCUGGUGCCUGUGGGGGAGGAAGAAGGGGCCACUGUGGCCCCCAGCGAGCCACCGGGCACCAGCCCGCCCCGCAGGGUCCUCUGCUACCUGAUGCACCUGAGGUUUCACAGCUCCAAGUCGGGGAAGAUCUACCUUCACGACGACAUCCGGCUGCUUUUCUCCCGCAAGUCGAUCGAGGUCGACUCGGGGAUCCCCUACGAACUGAAAUCUUUCACGGAGAUGCCAAGGAACCCCUGCUACUCGCCCUGGGCCUGACCUUCUCCCUCGCCCCGGGGCUGCCGGGGAGCUCCCAGCCCGGUGCUUCGGGGAGAGAUGAGUAAAGGAGAGAUGAACCGCUGCCACCUCCAAGUGUCACCCUCUUCACCCACCCUGAUGUCAUGGCUGUGCCCCCCGCCAUCACCGAAGGGGCUUGACGAGGAGGGACGGGGACAGCCCCGGCACCCCAGGGACGUGCCCAGGGCUUUCGCUGGUGCUGCUCCGAGCUGGGAGGCACGGCUGGAGGCGAGGGGGGAGGCUGCCUGUGCCCGUCCCUGGGGCACGAGCGGAAAGCGUGGAAAGUUUGUAUUUAUUAGUAUUUAUUGUCACUGGGGGGGGUGGAGGAUCGAGGGCGCUGCUCUUCCCCUACAGGUGUGGGAUGAGGACCCGAACAGCGGGGGCUGCACCCCCAGCCCCAUGGGGCUGCCAGGGGACAGCGGGGGUGGCCGUGUCCCCCUGUGGAGGGAGCGGGCGGCCGAGUUGUCAGCGGGGGGGGGACUCUGUUAAAAGCUGGGGGGCUCUGUUAAAAGCCAGUGGCGAGGCUGAGACUCGCUGGGCGCCAUCUCGGUGGUGGCAGAAACAUCGGGGGGUGCGUGCUGGUGAAUCCCCUCACCCCUGCGGCUGGGGAAUGACAGAGGAAGGGGGCCAGACCCGGGCCAGCCUGGAGCAAGGGAGCCCCCCGCGGGUCGCAGUGUGUGUGGGGAGAUAAAUUUGGGGUGGGGGGAGAGACCGGGGGGGGGGGGGGGGCCGCCUCAGCAGCGAGCUGCCCCCCUGCCGGAGCGCCGCACCGGUACUUCUGUGUUGGGUUUUAUUUAAUAAACGUUUGGAGACCGAGCCCGGCCUCA